GCACACUUCCUGUAAAUGUGUCCUGGGGCCCCGGGGUCCCCGCCGCCUGCAAUACCGCCCUUUGCCUCAUUUAACCCUUUGUGCUGAUAAUGGAGCGCGCGCCUCCUCCCAGCCGAUCGAGUUAACAUGGGACCGGGGGCUGCUAUUUCUGGGGACGCCGUCCUGUGGCUGGGGUAAUGAAUUCCCAGAUUCCCCAUUUACCCCUCUGGGUCAUUCACGGAUUCUGCCUCUCGUCACCUGGUUUGCCCCUGCAUAGGGCAGCUACUGAUAAUGUCACCCCCAGCCUCGGCGGCCAGCGAGAGCAGCACCGGCUCCGUACCACAGGAGGACCCCGAUACCGCUCGCGAACCGCAAAGGCCGGUGAAGCAGUCAUUCAGCAAGUCCCUGUGCCGGGAGUCCCACUGGAAAUGCCUCCUCCUGUCCCUUCUCAUCUACGGCUGCAUGGGCGCCAUGACAUGGUGCCACGUUACCAAGGUCACCCGUCUAACCUUCGACAGCGCCUACAAAGGUAACUCCAUGAUGUACCACGACAGUCCCUGCUCCAACGGCUACGUGUACAUCCCUCUGGCGUUCCUGGUGAUGCUGUACGUGGUGUAUCUGGUGGAGUGCUGGCACUGCUACACGCGCAACGAGCUGCAGUACAGGGUGGACCUGGGGAGCGUUGAAGAGCGCGUUCAGAGGAUGCAGCAGGCCACGCCGUGUAUCUGGUGGAAGGCCAUCAGCUACCACUACGUGCGCAGGACACGGCAAGUGACGCGCUACCGCAAUGGCGACGCUUACACCACCACUCAGGUGUACCACGAGCGGGUUAACACGCACGUCGCCGAAUCGGAGUUUGACUACAGUAAUUGUGGGGUGAAGGACGUCUCCAAAGACCUGACCGACCUGGACAGUUACCCCGUGACCCGGCUACGCUUCACCAAAUGCUUCAGCUUUGCCAACGUGGAGUCAGAGAACUCCUACCUGACGCAGCGUGCCAGAUUCUUCACCGAGAACGAGGGUUUGGAUGAUUACAUGGAAGCUCGAGAGGGAAUGCACCUGAAAAAUGUGGACUUCAAGGAGUACAUGGUGGCAUUUUCUGACCCGGACAACCUUCCGUGGUACGUCUCCCACUACGUGUUCUGGGUGGCUGCCCUUCUGACGUUGUCCUGGCCCCUGCGGGUCCUCAACGAAUACCGCACUUCAUGUGUCCACUAUCACGUGGAGAAACUCUUUGGCUUCGAUUACACUCCGGUCACGCCGGCCGACGAUCGCACCUUGUGUCGAAGGAUGCCCAGGGUUAAUACCAUAGACAGCACGGAGCUCGAGUGGCACAUCCGAUCCAAUCAGCAGCUGGUGCCCAGCUACUCCGAGGCUGUGUUAAUGGACCUGGUGGGCAUCUCCGCAGGCUACACGGUCUCCCGUUACACGCGGGGCUACCGGCAGAACUGCGAGAGGUGCCACCGAACCAUCAGCAGCUCUUCCAUUUUCUCCCGCAGCGCUCUUAGCAUCUGCAACGGCAGCCCCAGGAUACCCUUCAGCAGCAGCCGAUUCUCGCUCGGGCGUCUCUACGGGUCCCGCCGCAGCUGUCUCUGGCAGAGUCGGAGUGAGAGCCUGAACGAGCAGGGAUGUCCCAGCGAGCAGACGCGGCUUUCCAGCCAAGUAACGGUGGAGGAAGAGGAGCCGCCGCCGUACCAAGAUGCCCUCUACUUCCCCAUCCUCAUCGUCCACCGUAACGAAGGCUGUCUUAACCACGAUCACCGGCGCCUUCAUCGCAAUGGGUCUUGUGUGGAGACCUCACUGUGACACCAAAUGUCUACUCAGCGCUCUCAUCACGAGGCGGAUACGAUCUACCUGGAAACUAUAACAUGCCCAGUAACAGGCAAAAACCCGCCCCUCUCUGUGGCAGAGACGAGGGGCAUCUUUACAUCCAUCGGGGCACGUGUGCACGUAUGCGGAAUUCACAACACGCGGAAUGAAACGUCCA
Messenger RNA from Spea bombifrons (plains spadefoot toad), 1966 nucleotides. It is a transcript of the gene TMEM151B, whose product is annotated as transmembrane protein 151B. NCBI's taxonomy places the organism in Eukaryota, Metazoa, Chordata, Amphibia, Anura, Pelobatidae. Bases 271 to 1785 code for a protein of 504 amino acids. The record is from RefSeq and is a predicted model, not a curated record. The transcript has 2 exons.